This is a messenger RNA of Angiostrongylus costaricensis, 531 nucleotides long. The record is from the annotation of a GenBank genome assembly. NCBI's taxonomy places the organism in Eukaryota, Metazoa, Nematoda, Chromadorea, Rhabditida, Metastrongylidae.
CUGUUAUCCUUCCAUACAAGUCUUGUACCGAUUUGGCGACCCCGAAGCGAUGGAAAAUUUUUCGAAAUCUUUAAUAAAAAGACUUUUCAGUGCGUGAUUAUUCGUGACAUAAAGCCGAGGACUCCACAUCAUUUUCUUGCUGUCAGUAAAGCUCACAUCAACAAGCCAACAGACCUCACCGCUGCGGAUAUUCCUCUUCUAAUCGACAUGGAGAAGACAGGACGGGAAUUCCUUCGGGUCGAACUAAAAGCAAAAGGGGAAGCGGACACGAUUGAAGACAUGCUUCGAGUCGGAUUUCAUUGGCCGCCACUUAUCACUGAAAACCAUCUGCAUAUGCACAUCCUCUAUCCGAUCAAAGAACUUGGUUUCUUCUCGCGAAACCUUAUCUUUCGUCCAGGGAUGAUAUUCCGGCCAACAAGCGAAGUAAUUGAGGAACUAAAGAAGAGCGCCAAUGUUCCCGAUCCACUUAAAGGUAAUCCGGCGAAAAAUGACGAACAUAAUGUACUUCCAGCACACGCUGUUGCCAAUUGA